CCCCACUUUCGAUUGGACGAGCAGUCGCGUGACAACAGCUCUGGGAAGGAGGAGAGGAAGGAGGGGCCCCGGCCUCAGAUCCCCUUCCCUUUGCCUUCCCUCCCCCGCUCUCCCUUCCACCUCCCCUCCACACCCUUUGCUGAAAUUGAGUGUGCGGACCUUCCUGCACCACAGCUCUUGCACCUCCGACUUCAUCUCGUGACCACCACUGUUUCCCCCCUCGCGUUUCCAUCCCCACCCCUUCUCCAUCCCCGUCUUCGCCCCUCACGCAACAUGGCAGCAGACGCACAAGAAGCCAAGCUCAAGAAGGUCGACUCGGCCGCGCCUGAUGACAAGGUCAUGCACAAGCGAGCGAGCAGCUCGUUGCCUGGCGUCUUCAACAUCAACGACCUAGAAAAGGAAGGCAAGGAGAUCAAAAUCUCCCCCGAAACACAGAAGCUGGGCUGGAAGAUGAACACCUCCCCCGCCAGUCUCGACGACAAAGAAGUCCUCAAAAAGCUCCUGACCGAGCCGCCCAUCAAAAAGAUCGACCUCGUCUUCCCCCUCGGCUCCGAAGUGACGGCCCGCAACCCCAAAGGCGUCACCAUCAAAGACGCCCUAGACGCCAUCUUCAAGCAGUACAAGAAGAAGGCCGACGACGAGUUCGAGAACCCCUACCUCGCCGGCUUCGAGUGGGACAAGGAGGAGAGCUGGACGAAGUUCAAGGUGCACCAGAAAGCCACGGGCGAGGCGCCGGCGGGCAAGAAGAAGAAGAACAAGGGCGGCGAUGCGGAGGAGUAGAGGCUGCACUCGCCAGCACGCCCCCGCGUCACGGAGUGGUGUGACUGCUGUGAGCGUCUACGACGCCAUCUCAUCAUUGCCUAGUGGAGGGAUGGACCGCGUGAUGUAGACCAAUAGCGUAUGGCGAGCUCACUCCUGCUAUCGCACUCACACUCCUUUGACCUCGGCCGAGCUCUCUCAUUCUGCGAAUAGUCGAUUCUUAGUUGUGAAUGCAUCGCAAAGCAGCAUUGCAAUACUCGACCAACAGAUGAACUACCACCGACAAUCUAAUCAGAUCCAUAAUCGGACCUCACGUCGCCACCUCUACCCAAACAAAUGGUGAUAAGACAAACGGC
This is a messenger RNA of Neohortaea acidophila, 1115 nucleotides long. RefSeq lists its product as uncharacterized. Lineage: Eukaryota; Fungi; Ascomycota; Dothideomycetes; Mycosphaerellales; Teratosphaeriaceae. The coding region runs from base 274 to 780 and encodes 168 amino acids. The transcript is spliced from 4 exons. The record is from RefSeq and is a predicted model, not a curated record.